UUUUUAUCAAUAACAAUGUAUUUAAAACAAAAAGAUUGUUUUGGAUAAAGUUUAAAAAUUACUAAAGUUUAUGUUAAUACUUUUUAAUAAUUCUUAUCACCUCGCGCACACGAACCUGAUUGGACAACAUUGAAGUACAUCACAUACGGUCGGCAUAUCGGAUGCGGUGUAGUCGCACAAGUUCAAGUUUUUAACGGAUCCAACGCUCAAAACGGAGCCGCAGAUGGUCGGCACCUCACGCAGGGACCUGGCGACUCUCCAUAGGAAAUGAAUGACUUCCGGUUUACCUGCGGUCGUUUGUCGUGUGCAGUGUGAAGGCGGCUUGAGAGUGAGUUGAACGCACCACACCAUGGCUGAGCAGGAGUUCCAGAAGAUCGGAGACAAGCUCCUGUCCUACAGAGGAUUCGUCUUUCCUACUUCCAACAAGGACAGUUUUACACAGUACAAAGACAGUGCGAAGACGUUCCAGAUCAGAGACGAUGAUGUUUAUGUCAUUACAUUUCCUAAAUCUGGUACGGUUUGGACUCAGCGCAUCAUAACGCUGCUGUAUGAGGACGAGUUUCCGGAGGCUGUGGAGCAGACUUCAUACGACCGUAUGCCCUGGUUGGAGUUUCCUCAGAAUGGGGAGGAUUAUAGCACUCGUCGCUCCCCCCGGCUCUUCUGCUCUCACCUCCAUGAGGACAUGGUGCCCCAUGGCCUACAGGACAAAGGAAAGAUCAUCUAUGUGACCAGGAACCCCAAAGACAUCAUGGUGUCCUACUUCCACUUCAGUCACUACCUGAAGCUUUUAGAGUGUUUAGAGACGCACGACGAGCUGAUGGAGAAAUUCUUUAGUGGGCGGAUGCUCGGAGGCUGCUGGUUUGAUCACAUCAGAGGCUGGUACACCAACAAAUACAAGUACAACAUCCUGUUCCUCAGCUAUGAGGAGAUGAUAAGGGACCUGAGAGGAGUCGUGGUGCAGAUUUGUACGUUUUUGGGGAAGAACCUGUCAGAUGAUGUCAUCGACAGCGUGGUGAAAAAAUCCAGCUUCAACUACAUGAAGAAAGAUCCCAAAGCCAACUAUGAGAGUUUACCUGAUGAUAUGGUAGAUCGUAAGAAAGGACGCUUCCUACGCAAGGGUACAGUAGGAGACUGGAAGAACUCUCUGACAGUGACACAGAAUGAACACUUUGACCGUGUUUAUAAGGAACAGAUGAAAGACCUGCCACUGGACUUUGUGUGGGACAUCACUCACAUACACACAUAACACACACACACACACAGUAAUGGUAAUGGGGACACACCUUUCCCAUUGUCAUAGAGAUUAAUAAGUAAUGUAGAAGCUAUUUGUCUAUUUUUGUUUGUGUAAUGUUAAAAUUUAGUUUAUUUGUUAAGUAGUUUAUUUUUUGGCCUUUUGCGUUAAUUUACGUUAUUUAGAAUGUUUACUCUUUUUUUUUUUUGGUAUUUUUCUAAUUGGAUUGGUUAGUAUUUCUUUUGUAUUGGGUUAGGCCAUGUGCACCUAGGGGACAAAAGGGGUUCAGUUGUUUCAGCCCAGAAUGCACCUGAAUGUGCCUGAGGUUUUUUACCUGUUUGUCCAGCCAGUUGCGGACAAGGAGCAGGAGACCCAAAACCUGCAAACCUUCUAAUAAAGCUCACCAAAUGCA
Messenger RNA from Tachysurus fulvidraco (yellow catfish), 1643 nucleotides. Its product is annotated as amine sulfotransferase-like. Gene Ontology annotation, biological process: sulfation. The transcript has 6 exons. Bases 350 to 1246 code for a protein of 298 amino acids. Gene Ontology annotation, molecular function: sulfotransferase activity. The record is from RefSeq and is a predicted model, not a curated record. Gene Ontology annotation, cellular component: cytoplasm. Lineage: Eukaryota; Metazoa; Chordata; Actinopteri; Siluriformes; Bagridae.